AUGGAGGGCAAAGACAACAGCCGAACAGAGGAAAUUGCCAACACCUCUACUCACAGCAACGCGCGCUUGCCUGAUCGACCUGAGCCGCUCACAGAGUCGUCUGUCUUGGAUCGUAUGAGACAGCAUAGCGAAGGUACGGGUCGUGGCAAGCCGCGAGGCAAGCAAAGCUUCCACAACAACGUCCGCGGUACUUUGGGCCGAGGGCGUGGUGGACACGAGCGUGUCAAUAACAGCUUUUCGUAUUCGCUUGCGCAUCAUAAGCCGCACGACGAUCGAAACACUGCCCAAGAUUCCACGCAAGACCAGCGACAGUCUCUUGCAUCGCAGCAACAAAACAUGAGUCUUGGAAGCGGAUCACAUCUCCCGAUUCAGCAGGCUUCGAGUAGAAAUCCUUAUCGCCGACGAGGAAGAGCUCGUGUGGUCUGGUCUCGACCUAGAAGCUACCAGCCUUGUCGCAAGUCAGGCCAUUCCCAGCACGUCAGCCAAGGCAGCUCCGCUUUCCACAGCGUUGCUGACCAUCAAGAGACCUACGUUGACCAAGGUGCGGGCAUGCCAAACGUCAAGUUGGCUGAAGGGCAUGCGGAGAAUUUGGCCGCAAAGCCUUCUGCCCUGAACGCUACUGUGAGCCCUCCGGCCAUGUUUUUGGCUGAUAGCGAGGGCCUCGACGUCGGGCCGCACACUCCAUUUCUCAUUGAAGCAAUUUCACCGCUAUCUAUCGCCCUCGCUGAUAAGUCGUUGCCGCUAGUUUCUGACACGUUUCUUCAGCUUGCGCAGCCCGCAUCCGAGCACCAAGCAGAGCCAAUUCUCGGUGCUUCGGUCUCAACAGAGCCAAUACCACCCAUUCACUUCCAAAACCUUUCGUUGCACGAUUCAAGCAACGCUGUCCAGCUGAGUAAUGCCCACGACUUGAACUACACCUGGAGUCUUCCAAAUCCAGUAUCGUCAGGCAACGGAGGUGCCUACACCGUAACUUUCCCGAGCCCCUUAACCAUGACCAUCGCGCCUCCUCCUUGGCUCCAUUCUCCUCACUCACUAUCACAUCUUCAUGUCACAUACGACCAUGCUGGCCUGGCUCUGUGUCAUCCCGUUGCUCUGAUACCGUGCACCUGGUUUCCCAUCCAAUACCUAAGCUACUGGGGCCCUGAACGGCUUGGUGCGCAUCCUGACUUUUAUGACAUUCCUAUGUUUGCCUCCGAUAUAUGA
Messenger RNA from Mycosarcoma maydis (corn smut), 1203 nucleotides. RefSeq lists its product as uncharacterized. Lineage: Eukaryota; Fungi; Basidiomycota; Ustilaginomycetes; Ustilaginales. The record is from RefSeq and is a predicted model, not a curated record. The coding region runs from base 1 to 1203 and encodes 400 amino acids. The transcript is spliced from 2 exons.